AUGCCUGAGAGCCGCGACCCCGGCGUCAGCUGGCGCGGCCGCUGUGUGGAGUUCUGCCGCGGGUUGAGGCGGAGGGCGGGAGGGGAUGAGUUGGCGCUGAGUGUGCUCCGCUCGCGCGCUGCGGCUGCGCGUUUUUUGGGCCGUGGCGGCUGCGUGACUCGCGCCGGCCACGUGUUGCUCGCGGGCCGCCGUGUAAACAGCCCGGCCUGCCUGCCUUCCCGAAAUAGCGGCGCGAGCCCCGGCCGCGGCCGGCGUUCCCACGGCCCGGGCCUGCGCAACAUAGCACGCGUCACGGCGCGCCGCAGCCGCGACAAAAGACAGGCAGCGGACACGGAGGUUGCGGCACGCAGUCUGUGUAUGCAGGCCGCCAAGGCCGAGCUGCGUGCCUGUGCGUGCGAUAUGUGGGCCAGCGGGUCCCGGGAAGAGGCUGCGGGCAAGGUCAGGGCGACAGCUGCCGGCGCCGAGCCGCGGGAGGCCGUGACUAAUGAGGCGUCCCGCGUGCCGGGGUCUGGCAACCCGUGGGGCCCUUUGGCAGCCAGAGGAGGCGCGUCCCACGGCCGCUGGCUCGUGCAGGCGCCCGCAAGGCCGCAGCUCCGUGGGAAGGCCAGGAGAGGCGAGGCGCUGCCGCUGCCGCUGCCGCCGGCGCGGCCGGGCGGCGUGUGCGGCGCGCGUGCGUGGCUGGCUGCCAGGGCCGCGCCGUUCCCACGGUCCGCCACCGGCGCGGCGACACCUGCUGCUGCUGCUGCUGCAGGGGCCCGCUGGGGGAGCCCGGCGCCUCCCGCCUCUCGCUUUGUUCUGUCGGAUCCUGUUGCCGCGCCCUCCCCGCCACACCUGCCGCACCGUUAG
Messenger RNA from Schistocerca cancellata (South American locust), 846 nucleotides. RefSeq lists its product as uncharacterized. NCBI's taxonomy places the organism in Eukaryota, Metazoa, Arthropoda, Insecta, Orthoptera, Acrididae. Bases 1 to 846 code for a protein of 281 amino acids. The record is from RefSeq and is a predicted model, not a curated record. The transcript has 4 exons.